This is a messenger RNA of Trametes versicolor FP-101664 SS1, 240 nucleotides long. RefSeq lists its product as uncharacterized. The annotation marks the transcript as partial. The record is from RefSeq and is a predicted model, not a curated record. The transcript has a single exon. Lineage: Eukaryota; Fungi; Basidiomycota; Agaricomycetes; Polyporales; Polyporaceae.
CGCGAGCACGGCGGACGCUCCGUUCAUGAUGCACACGUUUCGGCACAGCUCCUGACAGCUGCGGAGGAAAGUCUUCUGGUGCAGCUCUGCAAGACCCUCGCCCUGCGUUUCCUCCCGCUUUCGCACAAGCUCCUUCAAGAUAAGGCAAAUGCUCUCUUAGCAGUACAUGCUGGAGAUUCUGCUCGGCAGGUUGGCAAGGGGUGGUCAGAUCGAUUCAUAGUACGGCACAGCGGUGAGAUU